Molecule: messenger RNA, 1866 nt
Organism: Nicotiana attenuata
Lineage: Eukaryota; Viridiplantae; Streptophyta; Magnoliopsida; Solanales; Solanaceae
Product: protein ECERIFERUM 1-like
Exons: 6
Coding region: 486-1577 (363 amino acids)
Source: RefSeq, a predicted model, not a curated record
AGGUAGGAAAAGUAAACAGCUUAGGCUUGGGUAUUAAAGGGUAAAUAGUUUGGGCUUAAUGGGUAUAAAGUGAGAUUUUCCCAAGAUAAUGUACACAAAUAUCUUUUUCAUUUUUUACUUCCAGAACAUUAAUGUUUCUUCUCAUUCAGGCGACCCCAAGAUGUAUUUAAUCAUGCAUAUCUAGAAGGUAGCAGAGCAGUUUAAUUAGAAGACAAAAGAGAUGCAAUUUUGGUACUUCUGUACAAACAAAGUUAGAGACCUCAGUGAACAGAAAUUUUGUAUCUGCUUCUAACUUUAGCUCACCAGGAAAUAAAAGGAAAAAUGGAAAUAUAAGUCUUCUUUCAAAUGUAUUUUUUCCUACUGACUAGGCAGACUAGUAAUCCCUGAUGAAUUUGUUUUAUUUUUUACCACUAAUGUCAAUUCUUUGAUGGCACAGGUACCACUCGCUACAUCACACUCAAUUUAGAACAAAUUAUUCACUUUUCAUGCCAAUGUAUGAUUAUCUGUAUGGUACAGUGGACAAGUCGUCAGAUACAUUGUAUGAAAAGUCACUUGAGAGGAAAGCUGACUUGCCUGACGUUGUGCACCUAACACAUCUAACAACCCCAGAAUCAAUCUACCAUCUCCGACUAGGGCUUGCAUCCUUGGCCUCGACGCCUCAUGCUUCCAAGUGGUAUUUAUGGUUAUUGUGGCCCGUUACCCUAUGGUCGUUUUUUAUUACUUGGAUUUAUGGUCAAACAUUUGUUGUUGAGAGAAAUUUAUUCAAGAAUCUUAAGUUACAAACUUGGGCUGUCCCAAAAUACAGGAAACAAUACUUUAUGCAAUGGCAAAGAGAUACUAUUAACAAUUUGAUUGAGGAGGCCAUCAUGGAAGCUGAUCAGAAAGGCAUAAAAGUUUUGAGCCUUGGACUCCUAAAUCAGGAGGAGGAGCUGAAUAAUAACGGUGAACUUUACAUAAGGAGGCAUCCACAGUUGAAAGUGAAGGUGGUUGAUGGAAGUAGUCUAGUUGUUGCUGUGGUCCUUAACUCCAUUCCUAAAGGAACUCCCCAAGUGGUCCUUAGAGGUCGUUUGUCCAAAGUUUCUAGCUCCAUCGCCCUUGUUUUGUGCCAAAGAGGAAUUCAGGUUAUCAUGUUAGAUGAAGAAGAGUACAAGAGACUUAAAUCAAGGCUUACCCCUGAGGCUGCAACUAAUGUGGUCCAGUCAAAGACCUAUUUAUCAAAGAUAUGGCUAGUAGGGGAUGGAUUGAGUGAAGAUGAACAAUUAAAAGCACCAAAAGGAACAUUGUUUAUUCCUUUUUCACAGUUUCCACCAAGGAAAGCUCGCAAAGAUUGCAUCUACUUCAGCACACCAGCCAUGACUAUCCCAAAACAACUUGAAAAUGUAGACUCUUGUGAGAACUGGCUACCAAGAAGGGUGAUGAGUGCAUCAAGAAUAGCAGGGAUUUUGCACGCAUUGGAAGGCUGGAAUGAGAAUGAGUGUGGUGAUAUGAUGUUUGAUAUUGAAAGAGUGUGGAAAGCCAGUCUUGAUCAUGCUUUUCGCCCGUUAACCAUGACUUCUGCCACUGAAUCAAAGCCUUAAAAAUUAUAGACUGCUUUGUCAUGAUCAUAUCCUGAAUCAGUGACUUCCAAGUUUGUAAUAGUGUAAUAAACAUCUUAUCUUUCACAACCAAAAAUUUUCCUUGACCACAACAGGGGCAGAAUUUUCCUUUUGACCCUGGAUGCUAAAAUACAGUCAAUAAGACCAGGGAAGCAAUCAGCUCAUAUUGUUCUCCCUUUUAAUGUAAUUUCAGUAAUAUGUAAGUUUCGUGUUAAAUUCAAUUCGACAGUUUCUAUCACAAUUCUAUCUCAUGACUGUUAAUUUCUAUGCU